Molecule: messenger RNA, 2844 nt
Organism: Myripristis murdjan (pinecone soldierfish)
Lineage: Eukaryota; Metazoa; Chordata; Actinopteri; Holocentriformes; Holocentridae
Product: von Willebrand factor A domain-containing protein 7-like
Exons: 18
Coding region: 74-2842 (922 amino acids)
Source: RefSeq, a predicted model, not a curated record
CAACAGUGGGGGUCUUACCUGCUAGACUGCUGGGAGAGGAUUUCAUAUUGGUUGAGUAACCUUGAGACUGAUCAUGUCACCAGUGUUGGGCAUCACCCUGCUGGCCUUGGCCCUCUCAAGCCGCACUGUGGCCUUUAUUCCCAUCGGCGGCAGUGGAUCCACUCACGUCAGCAUUACAAGAACAGCGCUAUUGCAAAAAGUGAAGGAAACAUGUCGGGCAGUGGUUGAGGCCUCUGGUCACCAGUUCAACCCCACGGGUUCUUCUUUUGAGGAGCUGGUCCAGGCCUGUCUUGGUCCCGCAGCAAGUGGGGACGUAUCGGCUGGCAUGUUCCGCUCAGCGCUACAAGAGAUCUAUGCCCAGAAUGGUGUGGUAGAUUUAAAUCAUUAUUUCAGUGCUAAACACCACUUCAACUCAGAGGCCUUCCUAGAAGGGCGUGGCCUAAUCACAGAGGGCGUGGCCAGCAUCAAGGCUAAUGUUCGCAAUGAGAACUUCAAGGCCGCUAGAGCAACGCUGGGCAGAGUCCUUCACACCCUGCAGGACUUCUACAGCCACAGUAACUGGGUAGAGCUGGGAAACACAGAGCCUUACAUCAACCUCAUACGCCCAGAUCUUCCUCUGGAAAACCUGGCAGAUGUCGACACUCCCACCUGCAGUGACUGUGCUGGUGGGACAUGCGCCAACCAAAUCCUCUCUAACAUUCUGAAAAAAAAGAAACUCACCUCAGGCUACAUGGGAAUCUCCUCCGCUACCAAGCCUCAAGGUAAAUGUAGUCAUGGGGGUACAGGUGACAUGACCAGUGAAGAAGUCCCCCGUGGUGGGAUCAACAAAGAUGACAGUCACUCCGGCAAUGCAGCUUUCCAUAAAGCCGCUGUAAAUGCAGCCAUCAGUGCCAGCCUGCAGCUGCUGGAGGAUAUUCGGGGUGCUGCUGGAGACCAUGACUUCCUGAGAAUGAUGGGGAUUGCCCGUUCAUCCGUUGUGUGUUUUGUUAUUGACACUACGGGCAGUAUGUCAGAUGAUAUUAAUCAGGCCAGGAGCAUUGCUUAUAAAAUCAUUGACACUAAAAAAGGAACACAGGACGAGCCCUCUGAGUACAUUCUGGUUCCCUUCAAUGACCCUGACUUUGGACCCAUGAUAAGGACAACAGAUGCUAACGUGAUGAAAAAAGAGAUUUCUAAGCUCAAGGCAAAAGGAGGCGAUGAUGCCCCUGAGAUGUGCUUUUCAGGGAUCCAGUUGGCUCUAACUGGUGCCCCGGCCUCCUCUGACAUCUAUGUGUUCACUGAUGCUAUAGCCAAAGACUAUGAUCUCAAGGACACCAUUAGUGCUCUGAUCAGGAGCACCAAGUCAAGAGUGUCAUUCUUAAUUACCCCGAUCAGUCGGAGAAGCCGUCGUUCUGUCAGUGCCGCCUCCUUUGAUGACUACAAGGACCUUGCUCUGGCCUCUGGGGGCCAGGUCAUCCAGGUGUCCAAGAAGGAGCUGUCUCAGGCCACAGAUGUCAUCCUCGACACUUCCACCUCAGCCCUAGUGACAGUUCUUCAGCGAGCUAGAAACUCUAAAGAUGAAACCUUCCCCUUUGUGUUGGAUGGAUCUCUGAAAAACAUCACAAUCUACAUCACAGGAACUUCCAUUACCUUUACACUCACUAACCCUGCAGGUGUGAGCCAGGGCCAAAAUGAGGCCAGUGGUAAGCUGGGGACCAUUCAGACAGUGGGCAACUUGAGGAGAGUUCGUCUCACUGACAUGCAGACAGGAACCUGGAAGAUCAGGGUCAACUCCAACCAACCCUACACACUCAAGGUCACAGGCCAGAGUACUAUCACCUUUGUCUAUGACUUUGUGGAGCCCUUCCAGGGACCACACCCAGGUUAUGCAGUAAUUAAUGGACGCCCACAAGCAGGCCAGCCUGCCAAAUUGUUGGUAUCAGUGUUGGGCAGGAAAGGUCCGUCCUCUGUGACUGUUGGUGAGAUUGGCUUGGUGACUGUAUCUGGAUCUGAGGUGUUCAACCAUGGAAAAAUAUCUGACAUGGGCAAUGGAGACAUGCUGGUUACUGUUGAUAAAGUCCCUGAGGGAGAGUUUGUGAUCUUACUGAAAGGAAAUGAUACAGUGUCAAACAGCCUAUUCCAGAGGCAGUCCACCACCCAGAUGUCAGUCUCCAAAGUGAACAUUGAGGCUGUGAUAGACAGCAGUGUGGAGCCAGGACAAACCUUCCUCCUUAAAUUCAGAGUCAUGACAGAGGGCGCUGGAGGAACAUACUCCAUCAAUGUUAAAAAUGACAAAGGUUUCCCCAUGUCAUUCCCACCUAGUCUCAACUUGCAAACAGGUCAAUAUGCCAAUGCUAAUUUGACUAUUACACCGCCUUCUAAUACUCCAUCGGGCACUGAUGCCACUCUGACUAUCAGUGUCAGGUCACCCACCAGUUCUGACUUCAAUUACGCCGUGCUGAGACUCUCCGUCAUUACCAAGAUUACAGAUUUCCACCAGCCAGUAUGCAAAGUGGUUAGUGUCCAAGCUGAUGACUGCCCUAAACAUGUGUUGAAGUGUUCCCCUUUGCGCUGGGAGCUCUCAGCCAACCUCACAGAUGGUAAAGGCACUGGCAUAAAGCGCAUUACCCUGCAGCAGGGUAAUGGAACCCUCUCAUAUACUUCCCUCAGUGCUCCCGUUGUUCAGGCAACCUACAGCGCCUCCUGCUGCUCACAGAUCGUGGAGUUUAUAGCAGUUGAUGAAGUUGGCAAUGUGGGCAGGUGCUACCAUUCCAUUGUGCAAUCUGGUGGCCCUCCUGUCCUGACCCUGUCCCUACCACUGUGGUUGUGUUUGCUGGUGUCCACCUUCAUGGCCAGGCCUUAAGC